GUCAUUGAAUACCCGUGAAGAGGCUGUAGUCCUCUGUAUAAAGAGUAACAGAUCCUCUCCGAGUUUCUAUGCCGUGCUUUGGGUAGCCCCUUUACUCAUUCUCAACCAUUACCCAAAAUGCUUGUUUUGUUCCUAUUCCUUCUCGUGCUGCCUUUUGCGCACAGUCAGUCCUAUCACUGUCAGUCCUUCCACAGUCGUGUCCAAAAGGAAGGGUACCUGUUCUUCGAUUGCCUGGACUCUCUGGAGGUUCGCCAGCGAUGGCAGGUUGCUCAAUGUCUCCUUCAGAUCAAUACACUUGAGAAAACCAUGCAAUGCACUGACUGGAAACAUGAGGAGAGGUUAACAUUUGACAUCUCAAACAACCUCUAUGCUAGAGAUGUUGACAUCGUACCCUCACUCGAUAACUACGAUACUACAUCUAAUAUAUUGAAAUACCCAACUUGGGACAGAGACAACGAUCAAAAGCUCAAAUUCACCCCACGUGGACUCAUCGUUGCAGCGGACGAGGCGUGCGUAGCGUAUCAUUUCUGUCGAAGGCCAUUCUUCGGUCAGGUUUUGGCAUGUCCGCACGAAGACAUGAACCUGUUCAUACCCUGCCUGAUCUGCUACAGUGUAGACAGCAAAGACAUUGAGAAUUUUGAAAGAUUUAUUCGAGCGCAUAAGUUUGGACAAGCCGAAUACAGUAUCAGCAAUUCUGUUAUGCAAUGGAGAAAAUAUGGGGCGAACUGCCACCAGAACUUGACCUCGAUGAUGAUGGUGAAGAUGACGGUAUCAACAUCAAACCGCGGUUCAUCGGAGACUCCACAGCAUCCUACGUCUUUGACUACACGAUAUCCACUAGGUAUCCAAUUAGUAACGGCCCUACUGCUAAUAUUACCAAGCCGGCGACGGAUCCAACUCAGACACUAGAUGAUGAUGGUGAAGAAGACCAAUCUGACUCGGUAUCAAUGGAUGUCGUUGCUGGCACUACAACAGUCAGACGCAAAGAGGCUGCACCGACAACUGCUGCACCGACGACUACGAGCCCACCGGAAAACGGCACUGGUAGAUACGCGGUCCUCGACUUCAGUGUAUUGGGGGUGCUAUCUGUAGUCGUCACUCUGGUCCUUGUUUAGAUCUAAAACGCUAGCUCGCAAC
This is a messenger RNA of Fusarium redolens, 1137 nucleotides long. RefSeq lists its product as uncharacterized. The record is from RefSeq and is a predicted model, not a curated record. Lineage: Eukaryota; Fungi; Ascomycota; Sordariomycetes; Hypocreales; Nectriaceae. The transcript is spliced from 3 exons. Bases 118 to 909 code for a protein of 263 amino acids.